Messenger RNA from Anopheles bellator, 324 nucleotides. RefSeq lists its product as uncharacterized. Lineage: Eukaryota; Metazoa; Arthropoda; Insecta; Diptera; Culicidae. Bases 1 to 324 code for a protein of 107 amino acids. The record is from RefSeq and is a predicted model, not a curated record. The transcript has 2 exons.
AUGUGCAAGCUUUUGUGCCUAUUCGCUAUCACCGUGGUCGUUGUUGGGAUGCCCAAUGGGCCCCAAAGGUCUGCCUUCAAAACUAUCAUACCACUGGCCCGUCGUCCCAUGAAAUCGAUCGUGAAGCGGGAAGUUCCUGCGUUGAAUACUGAAAAAGGUGUGGUCGGCACUGUCGUCGAGGAUCAAGACGAUAUGGAUAAGUCGGAAACAUUUGGCUUUGGAUAUCGUAAUUACUACUACGGCUAUCCUAGAUACCACUACGGAUAUUACUAUCCUGCCUAUCAUUAUGGAUACUAUCCGUACUACAGCGGCUACUAUUGGUAG